AUGGAGGACAACUCUCCAGCGAUCUCCACUCCUCCAGCAUCCGCGCGGACUGUUGUUAAGCCGCAGCGUGUUCUGGCCUGCGUGCUUUGUCAACAAAGGAAGGUCCGUUGUGACCGCAGAUUUCCAUGCGCCAACUGUGUCAAAUCCAGCGCGCAAUGUGUGCCAGCAACCCUGGUCCCACGUCAGCGGCGUAGAAGGGUCCCCGAGAGAGAGCUUCUGGAGCGCCUUCGCCGCUAUGAAACUCUGCUUCGCCAGAAUAAAAUUGACUUUGAACCUCUGCACACGUCUACUGCAGAGAAGACAUCCCCUAAUGAGGACAUCAAAAGCAUUGACUCCCCGGACGAUGGGCACUCAGAAGAAAAUACCCUCACCCCAGAUCAGCCGGCAACAGGCAAGGCACCUGCCAAGGCUGAAACAGUAUUCGAAGCCAGAAACUACUGGCACACCAUGAGACAGCGUGCUCGAGACCAUGAGGAUGAGGAUGAGGAUGACGACGACGAUCACGAUGACAACGAAAGCCGCCUCCCUCACGAUGCUGUGCGUGAGGAAGUGAUCAAAAGGGUCUUUGACCAGCUGUAUCAGAGUAACGACCACCUUCUCUUUGGCUCACGCACGAGCAACGUAAAUCUUCUCACCUUGCACCCCAGCCCAAGCCAGAUCUUCAGGCUCUGGCAGAUUUACCUCGACAAUGUCAACCCUUUGCUCAAAGUCACGCACACACCAACAUUGCAAGCACGCAUCAUCGAUGCCGCCGGAAAUCUCUCCAACAUUGAUCCCACAUUGGAAGCACUCAUGUUCAGCAUAUACUGCGUAUCUGUUCCCAGCCUUGUCGAAGACGAAUGUCGCACUUUGUUUGGCUCAUCAAGAACAGAUCUCCUGACGAGUUACCAGUUCGGCUGUCAACAAGCUCUGAUGAACUGUGGGGUCUUACGGUCCAGUGAGGUCGAUUCCUUGACAGCACUCUUUCUCUACCUGGUUUCCGUCCGACGAGUUACCGAUCCUCGAUCUCUGUCCUCGACGCUCGGCGUCGCGAUUCGCAUUGCCCAACGCUUGAGCAUUCAGAAUGAGUCAACCAAUGCCAAAUGUGCCGCCCUCGAAGCGGAGAUGCGCCGCAGACUCUGGUGGUCACUGGUCAUGUUCGACAAUCGUAUCGGCGAAAUGUCCGAUCUGAAGUCCUCCAUGUUGGCUCCCACCUGGGCAUGCUGCGUUCCUCUGAACAUCAACGAUUCUGAUAUCAGUCCGGAGAUGAAAAUCCCACCAGCUGUAUACGACAAACCCACCGAUUCCAUAUUUGUCGUGGUGCGUAGCGAGAUUGCCGACUUCGUUCGCCAUAGCUCCUUCCACCUCGACUUCACCAACCCUUCCUUGAAGGCUGUCGCAGGUCUGAACACAGCGCACGACCCAGUGGGAGAACACCGCCAGCUGGCCACCCUGGAAAAGAGCAUAGAGGACAAAUACCUUCAAUUCUGCAACCCAGAGAAUCCACUCCACUUUAUGACGAUCUGGUCAACGCGAGGUCACUUCGCGAAAUGCCAUCUCAUGGUAUACUACGCUAGGUUUUCGUUUUCCUCCGUGCAGGAAACGGACGCGCAACGUAACCACGCUUUUUCGCUCGCGCUGCACAUGCUAGAGUGUGACACGAGGCUCAUGGCUUCACCACUUAUCAAAGGAUAUCACUGGCUUCUUCAGAUGUAUUUCCCUUUCUUUGCGUACAUCCAUAUUGUUCAAGACCUGAAAAGACAGCCUAUGACGGCACUUGCCGACAGAGCAUGGGAGAUCAUGAGCGACAACUACAAUGGUCGCUUCACGGUCAUGGAACAGGACGACCAGAUCUUUGCUCGGGUCUUCGCUCGGGUCGUCCUACAGGCCUGGGAGGCUCGUCAAGCGGCGUUCAAUGAGCGCGAUCAGUCGCUGGAUACCCCACGGAUUGUAUCGAAGAUUCAACAGGAACCCCCACGGAUUGUGGUGAAUAUUCAACAGAGACUGGCACAGAUCGCUGCAAAUUCACAGAACAGCACGGCGGACCUGCAGAACGAUAUCGGAGGGAUGAACCUCGACGAUCUACCCAUGGCUAUGCCAGGUUUUGGUGGCAAUGGCGUGCCAUACACCCCUAGCUGGCCGGGCUACGCAGGACCUCCAGCUUUGGGAACAUACCCUGACCUAUUCGGACAGGCUACAAUGGAUGUCGACGUGAACCCUAUUGACUGGACCUCAAUGAAUUGGAGAGCAAUGCAGGGCCCGCCUUGGUAAUACUGCUAUACUCAUAGACUCACGAGUGCCUUAUUCUUGAUAAUGAGAACUGUUCCACCAAGACUGCUUCCACCAGCCAGGUCUGCCACCAACUGGUUGAAUCUAGUUCCUCCUUCGCUGGCAAGGUUUGUAACAAGUCCCGAUGACCCUGUCGCCUGAU
Messenger RNA from Exophiala viscosa, 2410 nucleotides. Its product is annotated as putative C6 transcription factor. The transcript has 4 exons. NCBI's taxonomy places the organism in Eukaryota, Fungi, Ascomycota, Eurotiomycetes, Chaetothyriales, Herpotrichiellaceae. Bases 1 to 2250 code for a protein of 749 amino acids. Gene Ontology annotation, molecular function: DNA binding; DNA-binding transcription factor activity, RNA polymerase II-specific; zinc ion binding. Gene Ontology annotation, biological process: DNA-templated transcription; regulation of DNA-templated transcription. The record is from RefSeq and is a predicted model, not a curated record.